AUAAAAUUUAGUAAUAAAUAAAUUAUUUAAGUUGUGUAAUACGACCGGUUAUAAUUUCACCUUUUGUGGUAAAUUUACUUAAAAUUAAGUAGUUGAAAUUAUUUAUUUUCAAGGUAAAUCACGAGAACAUAUGUAAGAAGUAUCCACAAUAUUUGUUAUUAUUUUAGUUUAUACCUGUGUUUAUAUUUUGGGAAAUGGGUUAUCCUAAAUGUUUCAUAUCUUAUCGUCUAAGUAUAUAAAAUAAAAAUUAAUCCAGGUAUAAAGAAUUAUCUACAUGUUAAUACAACAACAAAUUAAUUAAAUAAAAAUAAAACAUGGAAACCAAUGGAAAUGGGUCACAGGCGUACAUAAUUACAAAUUCCCAAUUAGGUUUAGAACUAGACCCCAAAGAUGAAAAAGACAAAAAUGAAAAUGAACCAAAAAAACGUAACUUGAUUUUUUGGAAAUGUUUGGUGUUUGGAGUUUUUAGUGGAUAUUUUCUCUGGGCCACCAUAUAUUACGUGCAAGAUUUGAAAAGACUGUCUAUAAGCGAUUCAGCUUGUAGUGGCUAUGGCUGUUUAAUGAUACUAUACAUUUUUAUUUUAUAUGGAAUUACCUAUACAUACAUUAUUAAACCAUACCUGGAAAAACAUGUAUUAAAAUUCUUGGUAUACCCUAUAACGUCAUGCCUUAAGAAAAUUAAAUAUAUAGAUCAAUUAUUUUCGGCGGCAUUUUUUUUAGGUGUUUUUGGGUAUCUAAUUUUCGAUACCAGUGAUAAUAGAAGUAGGUUAAUGCCUAUUAGUGGUCUUUUGGUCUUUUUACUAAUAGGUUUCUUAAUGUCAAAUAAUAAGAAAAAAAUACCUUGGCAUACAGUAUUAUGGGGUCUAAAGCUACAAUUUAUUUUUGGCUUCAUCACAAUCAGAUGGAAUGUGGGACGGCAAAUUUUUUCGUGCAUUGGGGAUAAAAUUACAACAUUUCUGCAUUACUCGCAAGAGGGGGCUAAAUUUGUGUAUGGAGACACUCUAGUGUUGGGAGAAAUUAACCCAGAAACCAACGUUAGAGACUUGGGGGGAGUUUUUGCGUUUAGUGGUAUACUGACAGUGUAUUUUAUGGCUUUCAUGAUCAAUAUUUUGUAUUAUUACGGAAUUAUGCAAAAAGUUGUAAAAGUUAUUGGUGAAUUUUUACAAAUGGUUAUGGAUACAACAAUAUGUGAAAGUGUCAAUACAGCUGCUAAUAUUUUUUUGGGAAUGACAGAAGCCCCUUUACUGUUAAAACCUUAUCUAAAAAAUUUAACUAAUUCCGAAAUAAAUUCCAUAAUGACGUCAGGGUUUGCAACAGUAGCUGGGAGUGUAAUGGCCGCAUAUAUCAGCUAUGGGGCCGACCCUGCUGCUCUUAUUACCGCCAGUGUGAUGUCUGCGCCAGCGGCCCUGUGUUUCAGUAAAAUGAUGGUCCCAGAAACUGAGGAAGUUAAAAUUACCAAAGAAAAUGUCGAUAUAGUCGAAAAUGAGUACGAAUCCGUUUUGGAUGCUGCCAGUCAAGGUGUCAGUAUGGGACUACAGAUAGUGCUAGGAAUUUGUAGCAGUGUUAUAGCAUUUAUUGCAUUUGUGGCUUUUAUAAAUGGUAUAUUAGGGUGGAUGGGAAUUUUAGUAGGGUUUUCUGGAGAGAACCAAUGGUCUCUGGAUCUAAUAGCAGGGAAGAUAUUUAUUCCCGUCAGCUAUAUAAUGGGAGUCCCUUGGGAAGACUGCGAGAAAGUAGGAAAGUUAAUAGGAUUAAAAACCAUGAUAAACGAAUUUGUGGCUUACAAAACCAUGGGCGAAAUGAAUCUUACGGGAAGAACAAAAAUGAUAGCAACAUAUGCUAUAUGUGGUUUCUCUAAUCCUGGCUCAGUCGGCAUAUUAAUAUCUGCCAUGGUGGCUCUAAUACCACACAAGAAACAAGCAAUUUUAAAAACGAUUUACAAAUCUUUCAUUGGUGGAGCACUGGUUUGUUUCAUGACAGCCUGUAUUGCUUCAAUGUUGUAUCCUGAAAUUGCCCUUCAAUAAAAAAGUUCCAGUGUUUUAAAGG
Molecule: messenger RNA, 2043 nt
Organism: Brassicogethes aeneus
Lineage: Eukaryota; Metazoa; Arthropoda; Insecta; Coleoptera; Nitidulidae
Source: the annotation of a GenBank genome assembly